AUGGCAUCGAUCGAUAGGCUGAGCAGCUUGCCGGACGACGUCAAAUGCCACAUUCUCUCUUUUCUCCCGACAAAGCUCUCAGUGGCGACAAGUGUUCUCGAAAAAAGAUGGAGGUUUGUAUGGGCCCAUGUACCCUGUUUGGACUUCAGUGGAGGCGAUUUCAGGAAGAAAGGAACACAAACCUCGGAAGAUUUCUUGUUAGAAGAAACAUGGUUAGAAGAAACACAAGACUCAGACGAUUUAAGGGAAGAAGAAGGAACACAAGCCUCGGACAUCAUCCACAGUAUUAUAUUGAGGCACAAUACGAACAGAAUGGAUACCUUAAAACUAUGUUACAUCAAAUGCAAUGAGUAUCAACUGGAUAUAUGGAUUAGGACAGCCAUUGAGCGUAGUAUCCGGAAUCUUUAUCUUGAACUUGACUUCGAUACAUUAUCUCUAUACCUCUUCAACUGCAAAACCAUUGUCGAUUUGACACUUCGUAUCAGUAGAGUGUCAAUUUCUGCUGUGGACAAUGUUUCUUUGCCUAGCCUCAAGAAGUUUUAUGUUUAUAAUCUUAUUUGCGAGAAUGAUGAUGUCCUUCCUCGCUUUCUUUCCGGCUGUCCUUCGCUAGAGGAGUUGAUUUUGAAGUUCACCUUUGUGGAAGAUAAUUAUGUUGGCUGUAUAAAAGACGAUAAUAAAUGCCCCGGCCCUCAGGUAUCCCGAAGUGGAUGGCUAUAA
This is a messenger RNA of Striga hermonthica, 717 nucleotides long. The record is from the annotation of a GenBank genome assembly. Lineage: Eukaryota; Viridiplantae; Streptophyta; Magnoliopsida; Lamiales; Orobanchaceae.